GUCUAGGGCGUGUGUGAUGAUAAAUACUUGUGCGGAUAAGAAGAGUUUUGGACUAUAUUGUGGUUCAUGGGGUUGAUACUUCGUCAAUUUAAAGAGGGUUUUGAGAACAAAGAGGUCUGACUUUGCAAGCUUUUGCUUUUUUGGUUUUCUGUUUUUUGUUUUAUGUAGGGUUGAACGUGCAGCAUUCUUUGAACGCUUUGGUGUUGUCUGCAUUCAAUUUAGUUAGUAGGAAAGAAUAAUCAGUGCCAUACGAGCAAGUUCAUUGUUCUUUACAGUUACUGAUUGGGAGCUCAACUUUGGAGUCAGGAUGUUUGAUGGAUUUGUUCUGCUGAAAAGUUAGUGGUGGGAAUUCAGUGGUUUGAAGUUUAAUCAAGUUUGGGCACACCCUUUCUCCACUGGUUUUUGUUGUUGCUUGUCCUGAUUUAGCAUAUGAACCCUCAAAUUCAUCAGUUGUAAAGAAUUCUUGGCUUUCAGUCUCUUGUUUCCCCAGUCUCCUCUUGUUUGAUUGCAGUGGACGGUGAGAAAAAGAUAGAACACGAUGGACUCCUACCGGCAAACUUCUACCGGAUAUUCGUCUUCUUGCGUGGAGUCUCCACUUAGCGUCAAUUCCCACAGAGGUAGACCAGCAGAUUAUAGUCACAAUGGGUCUAGUUUUGGUCCUACACAACAUGAUGGGUGCCAGAAUCCUGAGAAUAGUAGGGAAAAUGGAAAACACAAUUAUGCGAUGGGAGGAGAUAUAAGGGAGGAGGGGCAGAGGCAAGCUUUUGUAGGCAUCCUGGAUGUAUACGUCCACCAUGCCAGAGAUAUUCACAAUAUUUGUAUCUAUGACAAGCAGGAUGUGUAUGCUAAGUUGUCUCUUACCAGCAAGCCGGAGGGAGCAUUCUCAACUCAAAUAUCUAAUGGAGGAGGAAGGAAUCCCGUAUUCAAUGAGAGUUUGCAGCUCAAAAUCAACAGUCAUGUAGAUACAUCUUUGAAAUGUGAGGUAUGGAUGCUAAGCCGUGCAAAGAAUUACCUAGAAGACCAGUUGUUGGGUUUUGCCUUGGUGCCCUUGGCUUCUGUUGUAGGUAAGGGAAAAGUGACUCAGGAUUUUGCAUUGUCUUCAACUGACCUUUUUCAUUCCCUUGCUGGUAUAGUUCAGUUAACUCUCUCUUAUCAGGGAUCAGUACCCUCAGAUUAUCAUAGUCAAACAAUUGCUGAAGCAAACUUGGCAUUGUCGUCAUCUGACAUAAGCUCAGAAGCCGUUUUACUGGGUCAUGGAAUGGAGAAUUCUGAAUCUAACAGUUACAAUGACAUUGAGUUCCCUGACCUGCAAAUUGCUAGCGAAAAUAAUCAAAUGGUUUCUGAAUACAUCAAAAUGGCCUCAGAUGAUCUGAAACCUGACAACUCUCUAAAGAUAGCUGAUCCAAAUGAAAGUGAAUUCUGUGGAGCAUCAUUUUCACAAUUGGGUACUUUUGCCUCGACAGAAGGUGACUAUGAAAUGGCACCCAAUGUGACAGAUGAGAAAUGUGCAGAUUCUUUAACUGUUACUGCUAAGGUUGAUAAUUCAUAUGAUUAUGGAACCGACCCAGAUGCAGAGAAUUCGUCUUUCCAUGUUGGCAGCUCUACUACAAGCAGCUCAAGUGAAGGCCAGUGCCCUCGUGAUUUUAGUAUUCAGAAGGGCGGCUCUGGUCUGGAAUCCUCCAGGUUCCUUGGAAUUGAAAAUGCUUCCAAUGGAACUUCUUUAAAUGGUAUUGGUCAUUCCUUGAGCAAGGAAAACUUGCCUUCUAAGGAUUCAGUCAAAGGAGUUGCGGCUUCUAGUAGUCAACCAAAGGUUUCUGAAGAGGGAAUGGCAAUGCCGGCAAUGCCAUACACAAAUCCUCUUGUAAGUAUAAAUCUUGAACCUGAACAGACUGUGGUGCAGCAGCAAAUAGUUGAUAUGUAUAUGAAGAGCAUGCAGCAGUUCACAGAAUCAUUGGCAAAGAUGAAGCUUCCAAUGGACAUUGAGAAUAAGGGUUCUGAUGAUUCCGCUAAGUCUGGAUCCGAUCAGAAGAAUGUGCAAUCUGGGAGAAAUGGAGGCUCCAGAGUUUUUUAUGGCAGCCGAGCAUUUUUCUGAUAUUUGAAGAUAAUGCAUUUCAAGAACAAGAUCAAAGACAUAGUGAAGAUAUUUAUGGCCCCUAACAUGGAAGUGUGAUAAUACGUACAAUAAUUAGGUAUAUCUUUUUAGUUUUUACAUUUCAUAGAAAUAGUUUGUUGAUGGCAAGACGCUACUUCCUAUGACAAGAAAAUUGAGGCUUAUGCUUGUGUCGGAGAUGAGCACUGACUUUUCUUCUGCACUCCAUAACCACAUUUCUGGUUGUUGGAAACUUUUCUUAAUAAAGCUGUCUGUUAUGUUUGUGGUGUAAA
This is a messenger RNA of Cryptomeria japonica (Japanese cedar), 2382 nucleotides long. RefSeq lists its product as uncharacterized. The record is from RefSeq and is a predicted model, not a curated record. Bases 539 to 2092 code for a protein of 517 amino acids. NCBI's taxonomy places the organism in Eukaryota, Viridiplantae, Streptophyta, Pinopsida, Cupressales, Cupressaceae. The transcript has 2 exons.